AUGGCCACAUCCGUCGAACAGGACAGUAUCAUCGGAAACAUAUCAGAGCUCGCCUUGUUUUCCAUCUUCCACUUGGAUUGGCAUAAUGGCGUGGCUGAGCGAUUCUGGGACCGCAUUCGGGAGGACCACGUUUCGCUCUGGGGCUCCCUGGCGGAGACCGAUCCCAGUCUAUCGUGGUGGCUCACUCGAUCCUCCGGGCGUAUUAAGCGACAGCUGGAGGAAAAGAUUUACAUGUGGUACGGGCCCGUCACUUGA
Molecule: messenger RNA, 255 nt
Organism: Penicillium psychrosexuale
Lineage: Eukaryota; Fungi; Ascomycota; Eurotiomycetes; Eurotiales; Aspergillaceae
Product: Aspartate/glutamate/uridylate kinase
Exons: 1
Coding region: 1-255 (84 amino acids)
Source: RefSeq, a predicted model, not a curated record